UGUGGUCGAAUAGCAUCAUACAUAGAGAGGAAGAGGGUUUGCUGCAAAAACAAAGUGUGUAGAAUUUUUUUUUUAUUUUUUAUCACGUAAAUUUGGAAGAAAUCAACAAAGUACAAAAGGGAGUUUAAGAGAAAAAAAAAACUAAAUUAACUAAAAAGACGAGCAAAGAUGGUUGGUCCAAGUUCGCAGAUAAGUAAAAUUCUUCUAACACUUCUCUUCCUUCUCAUCAUCUUCUACAUAUGGAUGGAUGUUAAUUUGUAUCUACGAAUCCAGAAUUAUCCCAUUGAUAGGAGUUAUCAUUUCAAUGUAACCACAUCAGCUAGUCCAUUGAGUAGUGGUGGAAGUACGUUGAUGCCGGCAUCAUUGGCACCGCCAGUGAAGAAUUAUGAAGAUGUUGCGUGGGUGUCGUGCGAUAUUAAUCCAUUGUGUCACGUUACGGUCAAGGCUGUUAUGCUUGAUCACACAAAUCACUACCUUUUUGCCCCGAUGGCAACAAUUUUUGACAAUAUCGUUGGUUUCUCGCGCUCAACGUUCAUCACGGCGAAUGCUAUUAGUUUCUUCCAUGUCUUCGUGGCAAUUGCAGCUGGGAAGCUGGUAGCAUCGGAUAGUCUUGGCUAUCGACGUCUCGGUGUGGUGCUCUUUCAAUUUCGCACCUUUCUGGAUGAUCUCGAUGGGCAUGUGGCGCGUCAGAAGAAGCAUGUGCGUGGUGAGAGGUCGGAAAUUGGUACAGCUGGGUACUACAUUGAUGGCAUUUGCGAUGGACUUGGGUGUAUUGCCCUGAUGAUUGGGGUGUUUGUCUACUUGAAGAAUAACCCACCACGGCGUGGCUAUACGCAACUUCAGGCCAUCCUUCCGGUGACUGAGGCAAAAAAUUCCGAUUCCGGUGUCAUUUACAAGGUUAAAGUGACCACAAAGAAGGUCGCCAAGAAGGUACUUUGCUUCUCGGGGCAGCUCCUUUUCUCAUCCACCGCAUGGAAUCGCUACAUUGCCCUGUACCAGGAUAUGCUGGAACGUCCCGAUGUGACACCAGUUGAGAGUCAACGACAAGAAAUUACUUUCCGUUCUCAGUGGUUCUUCUCCGUGGCAUGGCUGUGGCGUGUUUUCAAUGUUCACGCACUCCUUCAUUGUCUCCUCCUUGGGAUUUUCUGUGACAAAAUGUGGGAAUUCUUACGAUUAAUCCAAUAUGCGGGCUUUGUGAUUCUCCUCGUGGUGAUUUGCAUUACGGAAAUGCAUGUGCUCGAAGUGCAAAAUUUUAUCUUUAAAUCACUCACUGGAAAUACAACAGCAUUGUGAUUCAAUGGGGGCAUUAUAAUUCACUGUAAAAUAUCAUUUUGGACCCUCCCCCCUCAUCCAUCACGUAGUUUCAACAACAGAAGGAAAAGAAUGAGAUGUUUUAUAUGAUUCCAAAAAGAAAAAAAACUUUUAUUUUAUAUGUGUAUAUUUUUUUUUAAAGAAAUUCUCGCUAAAAUUGUUGCUUCUCAUUAAAUUUAAGCUUAAUAUAUUAUUUAGGGAAGGGUGUUUUAUUUUUUUUAAGGUGUAACUAAGGACCUUAAGGACAAGCAAUUUGAGGAUUUUUUUUCGAUUGAUUCGAUCACAUUUUCUUUCUUUGCGCGCUUUGCAAAUUUUUAUUUUUAAGAGUUUUUUUUAAUUCCGAUUUAACGAAGCAAAAUGUGGAUGAUGAAAACAACUAAAGAAUAGUAAGAAUUAAUUAGCAAAAUAUACAUAACUUUCACUUUAAUUUAUAUAAAAAAUGUUAUCCACUAACUUUUGCAUUGAUUUGAGUUUGUUAAAUUAUUUAAAUUUGAUGAGGAAAAAUGAUGAAAGUUUAAGGAUGAAGUUUCGGUUGAUCUCCGGACCUUCAUCAGGAGCUACAGAAGUUAAUACAGGGUGGUCAGGAAAUUAGGGGAUGAUUUUAACUGCGAAUAACUUUUGAUUGGAUUGAGAUAUCUGAAAACUUUUGCCGCCAAAAGAUGCUCUAGUGGCUACAAAUUUUAAGUUAUCUUAAUCCAAUCGAAAGUUAUUUGCGGUUAAAAUCAUGCCUUAAUUUCCUGGCCAUCCUGUGAUUAAUGUGAAAAUUCUUAUGAAAUCUUAUCUUCCUACCUUCCUUACCCGUCUGCUUAAGAAUUUUUUUUAGAAUAGUUUUUAGAGCUCUUCCUUCCUUUCAAAUGCACAACUUUCUUCUAAAAUCUUCCAUUUUCGCAAAUUUUACACAGGAGUCAUGCAAAUUCCCUAAACUUCUUUAAUGAGUUUAGACCUGAGUUUAAGGUCGCGAUUUAAAUGUUUACACGUAAGUCGAUACUUCAAUCCCAGGUCUAAAUAGGUUAAAUGUCAACUAGUCUUUAAAAAAAAUUAAUUACUAGUCAUGAAUUUAUCACCCAAAAUCUAUUUAAUUGGCAAUUAAGUAAAGUUAAUUUGUGAUUAGUAGCUCCCUGUAAAAUUAAAUGUUUUAGUACCUAAUAGUUAAAAUCGUUAAAGUUCAUCACUAAAUUUAAAUUCUGAAAAAAAGUGUCAAAGUUAGUGGAUAAAUUUUUUAAACAAUUCUUUUUGAUUUAUUUUGUUGCAAACCAAAUUGUUAGACUUCACUUUUGUUCUUGAUUAUUAUUUUUUUUUAGCAAAAAUUACUAAAUUGUAAGAAGGGCAGCAUUCUGUAAAUAAAUGAUCUUUUCUUUAAUUUAAUUUUUAUAAAAACUGUCUCUUACCAAUUUUAUUGAAAAAAUCGGAAAGUAGAGUAAAUUUGUUUUUUUUUAAUCAGAUAUUUUAUAACAAAAUAAAACUAAAAAAAAACAUUUAAAUAUAGAAGAAAAAUAGAAAAAAACAGUAAUAUAACAAACUACAAUCAUAACAAAAAAAAUCUUUUUUCUAUGAAUUUGUUUACAAUAAAAAGUGUUUUAGUGUGUUUAGGGAUGAAGAAGAUGUUUAAAAAAAGUGAUGAAAAUAACUUAGAAUCUAAUCUUGUUGCUAAACAAAAGAAUGGAAUGAAAAAAUAAUAAACAAAAAGGUAAAUUGUUAUAUUUGAAUUAACUGUGCAGUCAAUUUGAAUAAACUUUCUAAUUUCUUUAUAAUUAAUUUAUUUAAUAGUAUUUUUUUUUACUUUUUCUAUACCUUUUUAAAAAAAAGUUUGAGACUUUUGAACGAAUAAAAAGUUUAAAUUUACUGCAAAGUUUGUUUAAAUAGAAAUUAUAUAUAGGGGAAGAUUGGGUUAAAUGGCGCAUUUUUAAAAUAAGAAAAAAAACUGUAUAUGAAAGACAAUUUUAAAUCUUAUAGCAGAAACCUUAAAGAACCUAAGGAUGCCUGCCCUGAGUGAUAUGUAUUUGUGUUUUUAGAGGGCUUUUGAGAUACUCUAAAACGGAAGGGCAUUUUACCUUACGGGAGAGUAUCAAUAUCCUAAUUAAAACGAUUAAUAUUCUGUGCGAUAUCUCCCCCAAAUCAGUACUCAAUCUGGCGACCUUUACCACAAUUUGAUUUAUUUCUUAUUUUACUUUAAUUGAAGAUAUUUUCAGAGAGUUUAAUUUAACGCCAUCUCGCCCCAUCUUCCCCUAUCACAUGUAAAUUUCAAAAACAAUCCAAAAGAAAACGAAAAAAAAAUCUAUUCAGGAAGAUGAAAUAUUGUAAAUUGUUGGGUAAUGCUUUUUUGUCACCCAGACGUUGAAGGAAAAUUAAUGUUGUCUAAUACACAGAGAAAUUACUCAUGAAAUGAAUGAAAAAAAAAAUGCUUUUAGUGUGAAAGCCGUCCUAAAUUGUUGAGAAGAAAUUUAAUAGAAAAUAAAACUAUUCUAAUAAUCCUGAAUUACAAUUUUGAAGAUAUAAAAAAAUGAAAAACUUUUUUGUUAAUCUUGCCAACACGUGAAAUUUACCUUUAUCACAUUUCUUUGUGUUUUAUUAACUUCACAAAGGGAGGAAAAAAUUAAUGACGAAGAAAAACUAUUUAAUACAUGCGUGUAGAGUAGAAAAAAAGUCUAAAAAUAUAUUUCUAUGUGUUGUACACGAAAAAGGGAUUUGAAAAGAGAAAUUUCGGGAUUAAAAUGAUGGGAAAAUAAAGGAUAAAUGGGAAUUAAA
Lutzomyia longipalpis is the source of this 4056-nucleotide messenger RNA. It is a transcript of the gene Cpes, whose product is annotated as ceramide phosphoethanolamine synthase. The transcript has a single exon. Gene Ontology annotation, cellular component: membrane. The coding region runs from base 169 to 1293 and encodes 374 amino acids. The record is from RefSeq and is a predicted model, not a curated record. Lineage: Eukaryota; Metazoa; Arthropoda; Insecta; Diptera; Psychodidae. Gene Ontology annotation, biological process: phospholipid biosynthetic process. Gene Ontology annotation, molecular function: phosphotransferase activity, for other substituted phosphate groups.